AUGAAGAAUAUUCUUAUCUAUGUAACUUAGUUCUUUAGAUUCGUAUGUUAUCGAAAUAUCGAAUAUUGUAGUCGUUGAAUGCAUAUUGCAGAAUGAGUAUUCUAAAACGGUGAUGACUAAUGAGUAAUCUGUUUAUUCUAUAAGCAUUAGUCUUAUUAAUAUCAUUGAAUAGAUGUUAAUACCAUAAUAUUCAUCAACUUUAAAAUUGGGAAAAGUUGUAAGUAGUAAGUCGCGUCUUGUCAUCUUGACAGUUGACACUUGAGUUAAUCAUUCAGCACUAGUAACGAUCAUAUUCUUAUUCUACGGUACCGAUGUUAAUUGUGUGCAUGUCAAAUCAACUAUAAGAGUGAAAUUUGUAUACAACUCGGAACUGUUUACGAAAUUGUACUUUUACUCGCCAGUAAGUUUAUGUAUAGUGUUUCACAAUAUCUUAGUUGAAAUAAUGUCAUUAGACAAAAUAACUUCAUAAUGUCCAAUUUAAAACUGGAACUUGAUGAGUAUCUUAACAAAAGUCAAAAAAAUAAAACCCAUAAUGGGCGCCAUGUUCAUAUUCCCAAAGUAUUUAAGAAACUUCUCAACAGCGAAUCGGGAGAACAAACAGAAAACCUGUUGGAGUCAACACAGACAACAUAUUUUAAUUUUCCACAAAUGAGUAAAACCCAAAGAAUAUUGGGAUUUAUAGUUUGUGUGUCCAUCAGUUGUUUGAUGUUCUCUUUGUCAGCAUUAUAUUUGCCUGUGCUUCUGAUAAAAGCUAGGAAGUUUGCAAUUUUAUAUGCUUUUGGAAGCAUUUUUGCUUUUGCCAGUGUGUCAUUUUUGACGGGUCCAUUGAAUCAUUACAAGUAUGUGACGUCUAAAGAAAAGCUUCCUUUCAUGUUUGGCUACAUUACAACUCUUUUAAGUACUUUGUAUUUUUCAUUGUGGAUGAAGAGUACUCCAUUUACUUUACUAUCAUUGACUGUUCAUCUGAUACUAAUUUUUUGGUUUUUAUUAAACUCCAUACCAUUUGGUCAAAAAGGUUUAUCAUUUUUUGGACGUUUAUGUUCAUCUAUGGUGAAAAAUAAAGUGUCAAAUUCAUUACCUGUUUAAAAAUAUUCUACCUAUUAUUAUUUAUUGUUAUUAUUGUGAUUU
Melanaphis sacchari is the source of this 1128-nucleotide messenger RNA. Its product is annotated as protein transport protein sft2. The record is from RefSeq and is a predicted model, not a curated record. NCBI's taxonomy places the organism in Eukaryota, Metazoa, Arthropoda, Insecta, Hemiptera, Aphididae. Gene Ontology annotation, cellular component: membrane. The transcript is spliced from 3 exons. Bases 469 to 1086 code for a protein of 205 amino acids. Gene Ontology annotation, biological process: vesicle-mediated transport.